UAAUUUCAAACUUUCUUUUAGAUGUUAGAACAAGCUCAUGAAAUGGAUCGCUUCAAGACUUUCUCUCUUUUGGAAACCAGAAUCCCUCGGGUCAAUGACAUGACGAUUCUUACUUUGGCCACCUGUGGCGAUCUCCGCUCAGUGAUUGCUAAUCCCCAGUGCCAAAGUAAUGUGCAAGUUAAUUGGAAGCGGGGCUUUGCCAAAUUAUCCAUUAUACGAGGCUUGCUAUGUCUCGUCUGCCCAGUCUUAUUAUUUACUCCCUUGGUGUCCUAUAAGCCGGGUUUAGGGGAUGGUGGUGGAAAGUUGAACCCAUAUCAAAAAUUGUAUGUGUUCUGGAAAUGUCCCAUGACCAAAUUCUGCGCCUGGUUCCUGAGCUUCAUCUCUUUAGCCGUCCUUCACAGCUAUGUAGCUUUAUAUUCGUACAGAUGGGAGUUCCUUCCAUCUGAAUGGGCCUUAUAUUUGUGGUAUCUUGUUCUUAUGGUGACGGAAAUCCGAGAAGUUUUUGAGCAAAGAGCAACUGGAAUGAGGAAUAAGCUCCGCAUUCAUUGGAACAGUAUUUGGAACAUUUUUGAUAUUUGCUUGCUCGUGUUCAGCCUUUUCAAUUUCAUUUUGAAAAAUUUUGAAUCUACAUUUUGGCUCAGUCGAAUUCUCUUUGCUUGUAACUCAAUUCCGGUCUACUUCCAACUGUUCAGAUAUUACCACGCCAGCAUCAAACUUGGGCCAAAAUUGGUUAUUCUCACAGAUAUGCUACCCGAGAUCUUAACAUUUGUCUUGUUAUUGGCUAUUUUCAUGUUGGCAUAUGGGGUCGCCAGCCAAGCCCUAAUCAAUCCAUAUCGACGGCAUGAGUGGUCGGGUUUUCCAGGACUGCUGUACGAUAUAUUUCUUUUGCCUUACUGGCAGAUGUAUGGAGAGCUUUCCUUGGACGAGCUCACGAUCAAAGAUGUUCCACCUUGUUCUGUAAACGCCACGUUCGAGGAUUACUGUUAUCGGACGGAUAUCGAAAGGAUCGAAGACUACCGAUACGUCAUGCCGGUGUUAUUGGCUCUUUAUAUGCUUUUCGCCAAUGUUCUAUUAAUGAAUUUGCUGAUUGCAGUGUUCUCGUCAGUAUUUGAACAGAUUCACAAUAAUUCGAUGGGUGUUUGGAAAUGGGAAAUGUGUCGCUUAAUGGAGGAUUUUGAUCAACGGACCACGUUGGCACCGCCCUUCAAUAUCUUGGAGCAGAUUUACUUCCUUCUCAAAUCCACCUGGAAACGAUGCUGUCGAAGAGAAAAAGAGGAUUUGGACCUUUACUUGAAUGAGGCCAAUUUGAGUCUGAAGGUAUUCGAAAAAACGUGUCUCUCAUUGUUUUGGUCAAGAAAGCAAAGCCAAACAAACGAUAACAUAACUAGUCGACUUAAGACCGUGGAAGAGAAAACGGAUGCAAUUCUGUCCAAGUUUGAUAUCCCGCCUGAUUGGAUUGAUCCAUCAUUGGUGCCGAACUAUCAGACCGAAAAUAGCCAUGCCAAGAUUCAACGCAUUUUGACCCUUCGAGCUCAGGACCACCAGCCCGUGGAUCCCAAUGGAAAUCAAUUGGCAACUCUCAAAGAAGACGUGAGCGAUCUCAAAACGAGAAUGAAACAAAUUGAACGGGUACUACACAGCAUUCUCCGAGCAGUGGAAAAGCCGAAGAGGGAAUAAAUGGAGGACACUGAUGAAGGACUAUGAAGGACACAAUCCAAUUAUGGAAUUGAAAAUUGUGACAAAAUGUUCUUGAAAUGAAGCUACUACUAUCGUACAACUAAAUAUGCUAAUGCAUGACAAAGUUCAUCAAU
Tigriopus californicus is the source of this 1811-nucleotide messenger RNA. Its product is annotated as transient receptor potential cation channel subfamily M member-like 2. Gene Ontology annotation, biological process: monoatomic cation transmembrane transport. The record is from RefSeq and is a predicted model, not a curated record. Gene Ontology annotation, cellular component: membrane. Gene Ontology annotation, molecular function: monoatomic cation channel activity. The transcript has 9 exons. NCBI's taxonomy places the organism in Eukaryota, Metazoa, Arthropoda, Copepoda, Harpacticoida, Harpacticidae. The coding region runs from base 22 to 1677 and encodes 551 amino acids.